Acanthocheilonema viteae is the source of this 573-nucleotide messenger RNA. The record is from the annotation of a GenBank genome assembly. NCBI's taxonomy places the organism in Eukaryota, Metazoa, Nematoda, Chromadorea, Rhabditida, Onchocercidae.
AUGCAACGUUUCGAGCAAUAUCUUACGCGAUACUGUGCGUUGAUUCGAUAUGGCGACAAAUUAGAACCGACAUUUGCCCUUUGCAGUGAUAUUUCAUCUCGAAAUGAUGAUGGUGUUGAGCGAUUAUGGGAUGUUCAAGAUAUCGUCGAGAAGUUUAGAUUUGCUUGGGGUGUUCCAAAAAUUAGGACUUGUCAAGCAAAGAAAGUAACUCGUAAAUUUGAUGUACACAGAACGUUAGAGCUCAAAAUGAAACUUGUAGUAUGUCAGAUUUGCGGCAGUUACCAUGAUUACGACAAAAUAUGUGCAACCUGUUAUAAGAAAGUGCAAAAAUUAACCAAUUUUAUGAAAUCCAAAAUUAUGGCCUACAAUCCGUAUAUUGGAGAAAAGCAGUCAACGAACGUUAAAUUUGAGGAUGAUCCACGUCCUGUCUCGAACGAAGCACACCAAGAUGAUGAAAAUACAAAAGCUUCAAUCGAUCGAAGAAAUAGAAAACGAAUUGUUGAGCUAGGAAUUCCACGGCCAACAUGGUUUAAGCCUAAAUUUAUAGACACUUCUGUUCCCAAUAAACAAUAA